AUGUCCAUCGCAUCGCACCACACGUCCUUCGCCCCAGAGUUCGACUACGAGGGCUACGCGGCCUACGAGCUCACCCUCGCGAGCUACCACGAGGCCCUCCUCGCCACCGUGCUCCAGGAGCACCAGCUCGCCGAGGCCAAGCGCCAGCGCACGCGCAAGCGCGAGGCCGAGGCCAAGGCCAUGCUCGCGAGCCUCAAGAACCUCAACCUGGGCUACGCUGCGUCCCAGUCGCGGCGCCAGCGCGCGCCCUCGGCCUGCCCCAGCCUGUCGAGCUCGACGACGAGCUCGGCCGCCUCCUCGCCGGCCCACUCGCCAGACGACAUGCCCGCCGAGCUCCUCGAGUGGGCCGAUGCAGGCGGCCGCGUGCGCCUCGGCAAGUCGUAG
Molecule: messenger RNA, 384 nt
Organism: Vanrija pseudolonga
Lineage: Eukaryota; Fungi; Basidiomycota; Tremellomycetes; Trichosporonales; Trichosporonaceae
Exons: 1
Coding region: 1-384 (127 amino acids)
Source: RefSeq, a predicted model, not a curated record